CGUCAUUGAUUAUCUUCACACAGGACGCAGUUGGCCUUCUUCAUAUAAGCUACUUACAUUUAGUAGACGUGAGUGACUUAAUGGAUACUUCAUGGUGAUUGAACGCAGUGGGAUACCAGAUACAAACAUGAAGGUGAAUGGACAUGUACGUUGCUGUCUCCAUAUCACACUCGUAUGGCUUGUCGUGUCAGUAUGCACCAUUGAGUCACAAGGCCUGCCAAAGACAACCCCCAGAAAGACAAGCUGCAACCCACAGCUCAACCCGUGGACGCAAACACGGAGUUAUGCGGUCUGCUCUGCGUCUUCCUUGGCCGAUAGUAUCUCUACCCUUAGAACACUUGAUGACGAAAUUGAGGAAGUUAAAAUAACAUGUACCUGCUUGGAUUACGGUGUCUCAGAAUGCGCUCCUGAAAACCUGACUGAACAUUCCUUUCCGUAUGUUUCAAAUAUUACAGGGCUUACAAUAAGCAACUGUAACAUUGUUGAUAUUGCUCCGGGGGCUUUUAGGUCUCUUCCCAACUUGCUGAAGCUCACGCUCGACCAAGCUAACAUCGGGGUUCUUCCCAAACAAGCAUUCCGUGGACUUGGGAAUCUAAGGACACUGGGACUGGUCGCAAGCGGAAUUGAAUCUAUCACGCCAGGCGCUUUUACCGGACUUCCUAACCUCUCGGAGCUUUCGAUCAAGUCAAACAACUUUUCGGUAUUAAUGAAGAAAACCUUUGAAGGACUAAGCAAUUUGACAUAUCUUGGUCUUAGCAAUAAUCACAUCGAAACAGUAAAGCGAGGUGCAUUCCAAGGCUUAGAUAAUCUUACGCGCCUUUGGCUGCAGGGUGCUAAUAUGAAGGUCUUAACGGAGAGGUCGUUUGAAGGACUUGAAAAUAUUGAUGCACUAAACUUGGUUAAGUGUGGGAUUGAAUAUAUCACUCCAGGCACCUUCAUCGGACUUGUUAAACUCCAAAAACUUUUGAUUGAUUCAAACAACAUUACAGUGUUAGCGAAGGGAACAUUUAAAGGACUUGGAAAUCUAAAGCAACUUUUUCCGUACAAUAAUCGCAUCACAUCACUUAAACGAGGUGCAUUCAUAGGUCUAGAUAAGCUCAGGAACCUUUGGAUGCCAGGGAAUAAUGUGAAGGUCCUAACGGUAGGUUCGUUUGAAGGACUUAAAAGUCUCACCAAACUCACCUUAGAUAACAAUACGAUUGAAUCGAUCACCCCAGGUGCCUUUAUCGGACUUGCUAACCUUCAACUGCUUACAAUCAAUGAUAACAACAUGACAGUGUUGACGAAUGGAACAUUUGACGGACUAGGUAAUCUGAAACAUCUUCAUCUUUUCAAUACUUCCAUAACAACACUAAGGCAAGGUGCAUUCUUAGGCCUAGGUAAUGUCACAUCCAUUUCACUGAUAAAGAAUAAGCUGAAGGUUUUACCGAAAUGGUCAUUUGUAGGUGUCGACAACCUCAAGCUUCUUGACCUCAGCAUAAACAACAUCCGAGCGAUGGAGAAUGGGACAUUUCAUGGUCUUGGGAAUGUAUUAGAGUUAGAUCUCCAUAGCAACGAAAUCAAUGGUCUAACGAAGGGUACAUUUGAGGGUCUUUAUAACUUAGAAAGUCUUUACCUCAACUGGAACAAGAUCUCAGAACUGAGGCCGGGUGUAUUCAUAGGCGGCCUAAGGAAGCUGAAGAACCUUCUGAUGAGGUAUAAUGCGCUGAACGUCUUAGUGGAAGGUUCGUUUGACGGUUUAGACAACCUUAGAUUUCUUGAUGUCAGCGAGUGUAACAUCAAGAUGAUAGAGAAGGGUUCAUUCCGUGGACUUGGGAAGCUGUCAAAGUUAUACAUGGGUGAAAACAAAAUCACGACACUUACGGAGGGUACAUUUAAGGGGAUACCUAAUUUAGAAAAUCUUUUGCUCCAGCAGAACAACAUUACAGCAAUGAGGCAAGGUGUAUUCAUGGGCCUUGCUAAACUCACAAGCCUUACGAUGGCAUCCAAUUCCAUAAAUGUCCUACCGGAAGGUUUGUUUGAUGGUCUCCAUAAUCUAGGAUGGCUUAAACUCAGCGAAAACGACAUCCAGAUAAUAGAGAAAGGGUCAUUCCGCGAUCUUGGGAUGGUGGCAAAGUUAUAUUUGAACGGUAACCAAAUCACAAGUCUCGCGGAGGGUUCGUUUGUUGGUCUUAGCACUCUCAAAAUUCUUGACCUCCGCGAGAGCAACGUCCGUACAAUCGAAAAGGGGACAUUCCUAGGUCUUCGAAAGCUAAAAUAUUUAUAUCUGAAGGGAAAUCAAAUCACAGUUCUCGCAGAGGAUAUGUUUGUUGGCAUUGGCAACCUUCAACACCUUGACCUGACAGAGAGCAACAUCCGGGUCAUAGAGAAAGGGGCAUUCCGAGGUCUUAGAAAGCUGCCACGCUUAGAUUUGACCAGAAACAAGAUAACAUCACUGACAAAGGAUACAUUUAAGGGGCUGUUUAACUUAAAUUCACUCAUUCUCCGCUUGAAUAACAUUACAGAACUAAGGCAAGGUACAUUCAGGGGACUCGCGGCCCUCAAAUUUCUUUACCUCGACAAUAACAGGAUCACGGCUGUUGCGGAAGAUGCGUUUUGGGGAUUGACUGAAGUGAACGAUAUUGACAUCUCUUCGAAUAAAAUUGCCACUCUGGCAAGUGAAACGUUCACAAGACUAGAUAAUCUUGAAAACGUCAUAUUGUUAGAGAAUCCUUUCCACUGCAACUGUGCUUUACAAGGAAUAACUUCAUGGUUUCGCGCAAACAGAGAUCUGAUGGUACACGCCAGUCGCUUGAAGUGUGCCGCACCGUCUGAGAUGCUGGGAAAGAAAGUACUGAAGUUUCAUCCGUCUGUGUUUGGAUGCAGUCCACGGACAGUGUCACCACAGUCGGUACCAAGGGCAACAGAGCAGCAGCCUGCAAAAGAAUCGCCCUCGCUGCAAAUUUACAAAACAAGGAGUUCACCAUUUACGCCAAGUAGCUCGAUUAUUCCACCUGACAGCAUCACGCAAUAUGUCUACUAUGCAGCCAUUGCUGUUUCUUCAGUUGUCAUAUUUUCCGUCUUCGUCGCUUUGGCGAUCCUAAUUCGGGGAUGCAAGGGAAAACAGUUAACAUCGGGUGCUGGUGCCAGAACAUCUGAAUCCGUUUGGAAAAUCUGAUAAGGAAAAUUGCUCCUCCAGGGCUCCUGUGCGAAAACUACUCGGCCGAUAUCUUCCAAGCUUGAAGUUUCUUGUAUCUUAUUUCGGGACCCAAGAUCGAGAAUUUUUACAUGUUAGAAACCAUGGUUACGAACUAAUUUUUUGUAUGUUUUCAUUUAGUACUUUCACGUAGUGCAUUGAUUUUGACAUUUUCUCCUCUGUACUGCUUAUUUCUGGAUGAUGUAUGAUGAAAGCUUAAGAUCUUUAUUCAUGUACAUGUAUACAAUCAUGUAUCUCCGAAUUGGAAAAAAUCAGCCCCGUUUUCACGCAGCAGCCCAUUUACCCCAAGGACACUACACUGCCGCAGUUUUCUUGUUUCGGCCCGACCUUAUAAUAGUACUAUACUGUUACAAUAACUUUAGAUCAUGCAUUCUGUGUUCUGUAAUGUACACACAUCAUGCACAUGGUAAUCCAUUUCAUUUUAUCAUUUUACGACAUGUUGUACUUGCUUCAUCGAGAAAUAGCAUUCCGCGAAUAUGACGUCACUGCAGCUGCUGCCCUCUAUUUCCCCAUCGCUGAAUUACAGGCAAUGUCGGACAAAAUGCGAUUUCGUAAUGGAUUCAGUCUUUCUAACUUGGGCAGUUAGAUUCAAUCUGGCACAUGUCCGAGUGUUGGAAAUACUACAUAAUUGUUCUGAAUAUUUCUCUCUCUGACUCUAUGGUAUCAUUCAUGCUAAAAACAAUGCAGGGUCAAAGAUAAUUUACUUUGGAAUAAGCUCAAAUGCGUAGAAACAAGUGUCGAUGUCCGCCUGUCACGUGACUAAAACGUCAUCAAUAUCUUAUGUAAAUGAUCUUGUGAGCUAUAAAUAGUAACUUCGCGGCAUGCUAUUGCUUGAACAGGAUGAAAAUCUAUCAAAACCAUCAUUAUCACCGUGUUUGUACAAUGUAUUUACUGCAUAUGUAUUUGUCUUAUUUCUCUUGUUAGCUGCUGACCAUAUUUUUAGUUUAUUAUCUUCUGUAUCUCAAGUUAAGGGCCAAUAAUACUCUGCUUCGGCCCUUUUCUUGGUCAAUAAAGAUGCUAAACCUUAUUCAAUAAUGUUAUCUGGUGUAUGUUUAAUUUGUCGCUGGCUAAGAUGAAUCGGGAUGAAUUAUGACAAAGGCCUACCUCUUGCCUGCUCCGACAUACCCCAUACAAACAUGCAGACGGCCGCUUGUUGCUACUAUUGGCUUGCAACUCCUGUUCUAAUUUUCAAAUCGUUGCUGACGCAUCCGUGGUAUUCCCUGCGUUAUAGAUGCUGACCAUCGCACCAAAUAUCCUGGUCUUGGGUCGGCCAAACGAACUCCAAGCAUCCCAAAGUCACGUUCUUGAUAUGUUCUACUUACAAAAUGACGGGCAUCAAGCCGUAAGCGCUCACGGGACAAUAUAGCGCGAUAGAGGCACCAGAUGCUGUCACUCUUUAGUGAUGACAAUGUUUAAAGAGUUUGGUUGUGUAUGCCUAAACGCAAUGACCCAACGCGCCGCGUAGCGGCAAAAUAGCGAAGCUGGCGAAAUAUUAAUAAUGGGUCACCGUGAUAUCAUUAUGGACUUAUAGCGCGAUUAUGGGGUUGUAACUAUUUUGCUGUAUAAUUGUCACGAGGAAAGAAAAGCACGCGACCUAACGCCAACCUAUUUAUGUAAAGUUAU
Messenger RNA from Lineus longissimus, 4819 nucleotides. RefSeq names its product insulin-like growth factor-binding protein complex acid labile subunit. The transcript has 2 exons. The record is from RefSeq and is a predicted model, not a curated record. Bases 92 to 3157 code for a protein of 1021 amino acids. NCBI's taxonomy places the organism in Eukaryota, Metazoa, Nemertea, Pilidiophora, Heteronemertea, Lineidae. Gene Ontology annotation, molecular function: protein binding. Gene Ontology annotation, cellular component: extracellular matrix.